CGGACGUUUCAGAACCUUCCAGCUGUGAGGUCACCCAGCAAUGUCGACAGAUCCCGCAGCAGCUCCUCGCCUACCGUACGCCUUCUCUCUCGGAACGGACGACGAACUUGACGCCUACGCCGUCGUUAACGCUGUGGCAUUCGAUGGACCGGUGAUUCGCGCUAUGUUUCCCGGUCUGGCCUCCGAUCCGGAGGGCUACUACGCGUUCCGCAGGGCGGAAAACCUCAAAGCGUUCAAGGACCCGAACAUUUCCUGGGGGAAGGUGGUGCGAACCGACACGGGUGAAGUCGUCGCGGUCGGCAGGUGGUCAUAUCACGACGGGAGAUACGCUCCAAAAGCGCCCAGCGCCGACGAGGUGUCGAAGCCGCAUUGGGCAGGGGCGAACGACGCGUUCCGCGAGCUGUUCAGCAACACGUUGGAUCGCCAUCACAAAAUGAACAUGGGAGACCAACCGCAUUACGUUCUCAAUAUGCUUGCCACGAAACCGGAGUACCAAGGUCGUGGAGCUAUCUCGCCCAUCAUCCGGCAUGUGCUCGAUGAAGCAAAGCGGAAGAACCUGCCCACAUAUAUCGAAGCCUCGCCUGCAGGCCUGCCAGUGUACAAACACUUCGGAUGGAAGGAGCUGCCGAAUCAAAUACAUAUACCACUUCCGUCAGGAGAGACGUUCGACGUUGUAGCAAUGAUACACGACGGAGUAUCGGAGUAGAUUGUUUUGAAAACGCUUAUUUCGUAGGAAGAAAUGGACCUCGACUACGUGCCCAACGUUGCUACUGAAUCCCCGAAAUCCCCACACGAUGUAACGGUCGCAUUGGCGUCCCGGUCCGUUCGCGUUCAGCUCCCCAAAUCAUGUCGACGGCGCGCCCGUGCAUGGGAUCUCUGAGUGUGGACAUUCACCAUCCAAACCUUUAGUACAACCGGCGCAAUGACUCGGUAGUUCGAUACCGGCAAGCGAGGCCUCCGCGAUGCAGUCAGCGCCUUGCGUGGCUGUCUUGAUAGGGUCGGAAUCCUUCGGAUCACCCGCUGCCUCAUCGAUAUCGUUGAGAGCUUCGAUGCAAGUGGUGAUCUGUAGAGGGAGCUCCGCAAGAGAGACAAUGCACUCCGUGAACUCGCAUUCGUCUGCACGGAGUGUGAGCUUAAAACGAGGCUGACGCCGAACUGCGCCUGCGUCGGAGAGCUGAAAGAAUGCCGUGAGCGCGAAGAAUGUCAAAGAGAUGAACGGCUUCAUGAUUGUCUCGGCGUGCUGCUAGGUGGACAGGCGAGGACCGAUCUGAACCUGGAGAUAUCUCGAGGUGUGUUUUCCUCCUCUAAGCAACGGCUCUUUUAUAUGUUGAGGAUGGUAUUUUCUCCGUUGGGCGAGUGACAGCACCGGAGCCACUCCCAUCGGGUCUUCGAGUGCCCCGCUCUACGACCGGCCACGAUUGUCGACGUGAGACCAAGCCCCAAGGAGCAAGUCCA
Molecule: messenger RNA, 1455 nt
Organism: Punctularia strigosozonata HHB-11173 SS5
Lineage: Eukaryota; Fungi; Basidiomycota; Agaricomycetes; Corticiales; Punctulariaceae
Exons: 5
Coding region: 41-706 (221 amino acids)
Molecular function (GO): acyltransferase activity, transferring groups other than amino-acyl groups
Source: RefSeq, a predicted model, not a curated record